This is a messenger RNA of Maudiozyma barnettii, 984 nucleotides long. RefSeq lists its product as uncharacterized. The record is from RefSeq and is a predicted model, not a curated record. Gene Ontology annotation, molecular function: transaldolase activity. Gene Ontology annotation, cellular component: cytoplasm; intracellular anatomical structure. Gene Ontology annotation, biological process: carbohydrate metabolic process; pentose-phosphate shunt, non-oxidative branch; pentose-phosphate shunt. The transcript has a single exon. The coding region runs from base 1 to 984 and encodes 327 amino acids. Lineage: Eukaryota; Fungi; Ascomycota; Saccharomycetes; Saccharomycetales; Saccharomycetaceae.
AUGACAGAAAAAAUGUCUACACUAGAUCAGUUACGUAGGACGGGUACAACAAUUGUCUGUGACACAGGACAUUUCGAAUCCAUUAAUAAGUACAACCCUCAGUCAUGUACCACAAACCCCGCACUUAUUCUUGCUGCUGCUCAGGAUGAUAAAUAUAAAGAAUAUGUGAAAAAUGCAGUAGAAUCUGGGAAGCAAAUAGGUGUAACUGAUGAGGAAAAAAUUGAAAUUGCAAUUGAUACCUUUUUUGUUGAAAUUGGAUGUAAAAUAUUGGAAGUUGUGCCAGGGAGGGUUUCCACCGAAGUUGAUGCUAGAUUAUCCUUUAAUAAAGAAGAAACCGUUAGAAGAGCAAUUUGUAUUAUUGGAUUAUAUGAGCAAAGGGGUUUUUCUAAAGACCGUAUCCUAAUCAAAAUUGCAUCUACGUGGGAGGGAAUUCAGGCAGCAAAAGAACUAGAAGAAGUAUAUAAGAUUCACUGUAAUCUAACUUUACUAUUUUCAUUUACACAAGCUGUUGCCUGUGCAGAGGCUAACGUUACAUUAAUUUCACCAUUUGUUGGAAGAAUAAUGGAUUUCUUUAAAGACAAAACUGGCACGACAUAUACCCAUGAUGAUGAUCCAGGUAUCUUGGCGGUCAAAAAAAUAUUUUAUUAUUACAAGAGACACUGUUAUAAUACUAUCAUUAUGGGAACCUGUUUUAGAAACAAUGAUGAGUUACUAGCAUUGGCGGGAAUUGAUAGUGUGACUCUUCCCUUAGAUAAGUUGGAGGAGCUUUAUACAUCUCAUGAAAGUGUUCAAAAUGUGUUAACUGCUGAAUCUAGUAAAGAAGAAGGUCACGAAUGGGUAAGUUACAUCUCGAAUGAACCAAAAUUCAGGUUCGACAUGAACGAAGAUACAAUGGCAACAGAAAAGCUUUCUGAUGGGAUUAGGAAAUUUUCAGCCGAUAAUUGUUCGUUAGAAAAUAUUUUCAGAAACCUAAUUGUAGAUUAG